Messenger RNA from Dreissena polymorpha, 16817 nucleotides. RefSeq names its product intermembrane lipid transfer protein VPS13A-like. Gene Ontology annotation, biological process: protein targeting to vacuole; protein retention in Golgi apparatus. The transcript has 89 exons. Gene Ontology annotation, cellular component: extrinsic component of membrane. The coding region runs from base 52 to 12846 and encodes 4264 amino acids. Lineage: Eukaryota; Metazoa; Mollusca; Bivalvia; Myida; Dreissenidae. The record is from RefSeq and is a predicted model, not a curated record.
UUUCUGCAACUUUGAGAUCGUCCGAUUGAUGCGACUUGUCAGGCUAACAAAAUGGUGUUUGAGUCCCUCGUAGUCGAUUUGAUCAACAAAUAUCUUGGAGAUUUUGUUGAAAAGUUGGAUAAAUCGCAACUGAAACUCGGGAUAUGGGGAGGUGAUGUUGUUCUUAAUGAAUUAGACUUAAAGGAAAGUGCAUUGGAUGACCUUGACUUACCUGUGAAGAUCAAAGCGGGUCACAUAGGUAAACUAACACUGAAAAUUCCAUGGAAGAACCUGUACACAGAACCUGUGAUUGCAACAAUAGACGGAUUGUAUGCCCUUGCAGUGCCUAAUGUCGGUAUCAAGUACAAUGCAGAGAAGGAGAAGAAAGAAGCCCAGGAGAACAAACAGAAGAAGUUACAGGCCCUGGAAGAAGUGAAGAAACUGGAGGCUGAAAAAGGUAUUGUAGAAAAGAAGAAGGAUUCGUUUGCUGAGAAGUUUGCCACUCAGGUGAUCAAAAACCUGCAGGUAGAAGUCAGGAACAUCCAUGUGCGCUAUGAGGACAAGUACACCAACCCUCUGCAGCCAUUCUCCAUUGGUGUCACAUUGAAGGAACUCCUCUUCAGGACAACAGAUUCCAACUGGCAGCCAUGUAUAAUCAAGGAGGCAGUGUCACAGAUCCACAAACUUGUCAAGUUGGAACAGCUGGCUGUGUACUGGAACAGCCACUCUAACCUGUAUGAGGGAAAGGAAAAGGCAGAAAUACUGUCAGAAUUAAUUCGGCCGAUCUCUUCUGUUGCUCACUUGAAGAUCACCACAAAGCCUGAAGAACACGACUUCAAGCAGCCCAAGAUCUCUCUCUCUGUGAUAUUGGAUGACAUUAUCAUAGGCCUUGCCAAAACUCAGUACAACGAUGUUCUGGAGAUGUUGGAAGAGUUUGAGCGGCUCAGCCUCAUGGGCGUCUACAAGAAAUACAAACCCAGCGUGCCUCUACGUGGUCAUAUUAGGACCUGGUGGCACUUCGCCUACACGUCUAUUUUAGAGAAGAUGGUGCGUCGUCGACGACGGAUGUGGUCAUGGCAACACAUAAAGCUGCACCGGGACAGCAAGCUGCGAUACAAGGAGGCCUAUGUGAGGAAACUGGAGGCCAAGAGAGUGCCUGCUGACCUCCAGAAAACACUGGACGAAUGUGAGGAAUUUCUGGAUGUCUUCAACCUGACGGUGCUGCGCCAGCAGGCUGAGGUGGAGGCAGAGAAACGGGGUGCACGGCGCGCAGAGGACAAGAAAAACGCAGGCUGGUUCGGUGGCUGGUUUAGAGGAGGCAAGAAAAAGGACGAAGGAAAGGCAAAAGGGGAAGUUGAAAAUAUCCAGCAGCAGUUCUAUGAGCAGUUCAACUUGGAGGAGAAGAACAAACUGUAUGAGGCCAUAGGCUACCAGGAGAACGAAGUGGACCUUACCCUGCCCAAAACGUUUGUUGCAUUACGGAUAGUCACAAAGCUAAACAACCUGUCUGUCACCCUAGGAGAUGACAGCAAAUCGGAUUCCCAGCUGUUGAAGCUGCAGUUAAAGAAUGUCUACUCCACAGUGGAACAGCGACCAGCGGCCUCUGCCAUCAAGGUGAAUGCCAAGAUGGACAAGAUGACGGUGCUGGGUACCCAGCAAGGGGAGAUCAUCCCUCACAUGGUGUCCUCCCUGCUAGAGAAGUUUACAGAACAAGAAGAGGCAUUGUCCCUAAUAAACUUCUUGUUUGAGACCAACCCACUGGAUGGACUGUGUGACGCAAGAGUGAGAGUCAACGCCCGCCCCUUGCAGAUCAUUUAUGAUGCGGUGACAGUAAAUCACUUAGCAAACUUCUUCCAACCUCCACAAGAUAUCCAACUGAAACAGCUGUCACAGCUGGCCAUGUCCAAGUAUGAGGAUAUAAAGGAACAGUCAGCCUCUAGUCUACAACACGCCAUUAACCUCAAGAAGUACACGGAGAUAGCCGUAGAUCUCAUGUCUUCCUACAUCAUCGUACCACAUAGGGGCUUGUGGACUAAACACAAGGAUGUUUCAAAGCUGAUACUAGACUUGGGUCAUCUGAAGAUUGGGACACAGAAGAGACUAUCGGAGGAGGGUCUCAAACGUGGGUCAAUGGAGGAAGUGAUGGGGAAGGCAUACGACACGUUCAACAUCAGCCUGGAAAAUGUUCAACUUAUGAUGAUACAUGCAGGUGAAGACUGGAAAUCCAUUCGCAGACUGCGUGACUCUCCCAUGCAUAUCCUGUGUCCAAUAUCUCCGAGCGUACUCCUCCAGAAGUGCAUGUUUGACAACGAUCCCAGAAUGGCCAAAAUGAAGAUCAAAGGGCUGAUACCCCUGCUUAGCCUGAACAUAUCAGACCGCAGACUACAUGAGGUUAUCUCCCUUGCUACCAGUAUCCCACUACCAGAGCUGGAGCCAGCAGCAACCAAAGGCGAUUUCGUACAGGGUGCUACAGAUAUACCCUUAACCCUUACGGUUGAUGACAUGGGUAUGUCAGAGAAAGUUCUGGCUUUGAAGCCUGCUUCUCCGCCAACACGAAGCCAGUCUCAGGAAAGUUUUAACUACACCGAUGUUGAGCUGGAGUUUGAACUCAAAAAGAUUACUCUGAACAUUUCUCAGCGUCAGAAAGAUGUUGACCUGCCACUGCUGAGACUCAUGAUAAACAACCUUGGCACCAUGGUCAAGGUCAGAACAUUUGACCUCAAAGUGGAAGCAUUCCUAGGGGGCAUUUACUUGCAGUAUUUGAAAACUGAAGUUUCUGCAGACCUAGCCACACAGCUUCGUGGGGAAAGUGAGAGUCUUUGUGAAGAACUUGCUGACAAAUCUGUGAUAAACUUGGUGAACACUCCAAGACCUGCCACAGGUCACUCAAAUCUGCUUCUGAUCAGCUUUCUCAAGGCAAAUGUGGAUGCACCAGAUUUUGCAACAACCUACAAAAAGACAGAACAGUCACUCAAUGUUGAGUUAUCUGCCCUUGAACUUCUUCUUCACCAGGAGGCCAUCUUGGAUCUGAUAGUUUUUGCUGAGUCAUUGCGGGUAAAUAUUAUCUUUAUAUUGUCCAUAAGAAUUGAAUACAAUAUUAGCGAUGGGCGAUUUUCAUCUUUUAAAUCAACUUUUCAAAAUCAUGACCAAACCCCUGAGAUUCAGGAGCUGGAGAACAAAACCUCAGGUUGGAAGUCUGCAGAUGAAGAGGAGAAGACUAAGGAGGUCGCUAAGAAAAAGACAGUUUUCAAGAAGGAUCCCGAAGUGAUCGACCUGAAGGUGAAAGCAGGCCUCAAGAUGUUCUCUGCCACAGUGUGCAGUCAGGCCAAACUGAUAUCAGAUGUCAAAAUCAGAGGCCAGUUUAUUCUGGAGAUUGAGGGGUCGGAAGUGUUGACCUUAGACCUUGCUCUCUACAACAACAACACAGAAGGAGUGAGGUACGAGGACAUGAACAAUGUGGACAUGAAGGUCAAGGUCACCAUAGGGAAGCUAAAGGUCACCUUCCUUAACAAGUUUGUCAUGGACCUUCUGGCUUUUCUGGAAAAUUUCCAACAGGCCAAAGCCAAGUUGAAGGAGGCCAGUGCAGCUAUGGCUGAGAUUGCCCAGGAUGCAGUGCAGAACUUCCAGGAGACUGCUUCCAGACUGUCUCUCCUGGUCGAGAUGCAUGCACCAUUCAUCUUCAUGCCCCAGACUUCAAGGUCGUACAAUGUACUGCUGGUGGAUCUGGGUCACCUUCAGGUUACAAAUAGCUUUGAGAAGCUGAGCUCAAGGUCGUCAUCAGGGAUACCAGCUGUCCUUGACAAGAUGAGUGUGACCUUGACGUCUGUGAAAUUGUCAAGAGCCAUAGUGGAUGCCAGUCAGUUUGUGAAGUCAGAGGUGGGGAUACUACAACCUGUGACAAUAUCAGUGAAUGUUUGCCACAACCUGUCUGCAGCCUGGUACCAUGACUCCCCUGAUGUCAGCAUUGAAGGGAGCCUCAACAUCAUGCAGAUGUGUAUGAGUCAAGGAGAUUUCACAGCCAUGAUGCUGACACUGAAUGAGAACCUGUCUGAAGCGCAGGAUAAGUCCCCUGGCAAGUCUACUGUAACCGUUGAAACAACGGCUCCUGGAUUAGAGGAUGUGGUUACCAAGGAAACAUCAGCCCCUGUGCAGUGUUCCCCAGACACCCCUGUUCCCACCUCUCCCAAAGAGGCCUGGUGCAAGCUGAGGUUCAACUUCAUAGUGAACAGUCUCACUGCCACACUGUACUCCGGGGAAAGCCAACUGACCAGUGGGCUGACCAAGAGGGACUACAGCAAACUGCUCGGCAGCUUUGGCCUUGACCUGAUUUCUCUGAAAGGUCAAAUGAUGUCCAACAACUCCCUAGAGGUCACGGUGAAACUGCGGGACAUGACCUUGGACGACAAGAGGAUACAAAAACAAGGGGGUAUAACUAAAAUGAUGGAGAGAAGCAAGAAGGGAGGAGCCAGGGAUAUGAUUGAUGUGUCAUUCAAGCAGGUGGCUGAUGACAAAACAAUUGACGUUCACAUGUACAGCCUGUACCUCUGUGUGUGUCUGGACUUCAUCAUGGCGGUGGCAGACUUCUUUGUAAAGGGUCUGCCCUCUAAGGAGACUGCCUCCACACAUCCCCCACACCCCACUGACGAGAAGAAAGCUAUAAAGGCCAAGCCGGAGAAAGUGCCCGCCCCUUUGGGAGAGAUGAACAUCUCCGUGGUGAUAGACAGGCCAGAAAUCAUCAUGAUAGAAGACCAGGCCCGGGAGACCACCAAUGCUCUCAUGCUGGAUAUGGAGUUGAAAUUCCAAAUGUGGCAAUGUCCUGAGACUAUGGACAUGUCAGCCAGUAUCAGAAAUCUGGGCAUUGUAUCCAGUAAAUACAACAGGACUGAAGGCGGGGCACAGAUCCUGACCCCGUGUGACAUCUCGUACUACAGCAAGACGCCCCACGGCCAGGGGGCUCACAUGGACGUGUCAACCUCAGACCUCAUCCUCAACAUCUCCCCGGCAACCAUCAGAACAAUGUCAGCCAUCGCUGCAAGACUGGCCCAGAAUGAUGAGGCGGUUAAAGAAGAGGACAAAGUUCCCGCAGACCUCUGGCAAUACAAACAACUCAAGGACUGUAACUAUUGGUUCUUUAAAACUGUUGAUUCCAGUCAUAAUCUGCUAGCAGGAUUGUCUGGGGAGACACUGGAAACACGUGGGGAGAAGAUGAUUCUCAACGUUCCUUCCAUCGUUGUCAAGCUGGAAGGGGGUGUUGGCAACAGGACGGUACCCCUGCUCAUCACUGACAUGUCCCUGCAGGGCGAAGUGAGGGACUGGACUGGCAAGCUGUAUGUGGAGAGCAUCCUGAAGCUGGAGGUGGCCUACUACAAUGAGAGGAUCUCUGUAUGGGAACCACUGGUGGAACCAGUCCUGGACAGCGGGAGACUGAGAAAGUGGGAACUACAACUGGAGGUAGUCAAAAAUGAAGAAGAGGAGCAGUACUUCGAUGAUGAGGACACUGAGGACAUCAAGCUCCUGCCCCCCAAGAUGAGUAUCAACGUGAAGUCAGCAGACGGGCUGCAGGUAACCAUGACGAAUGCGUGUCUGGAGAGUCUCACCAAUCUGGGCAAGGCCUUUGGUGAUGCCUAUGCGCUGGUUGAGCCCACACUGAAGGCUGAAGAGGUACUGGACCCCUAUGUGAUACAGAAUGAGACAGGGGAGGACAUCGUGCUCAAACUGGACAACACUUUUGUGAUACCGGACUCUACCAAGAACGCAAAAGUCAAGUUACGUAGCGGUGACAUCCUACCUUUAAAGAACAAGGAGGGACACAAACUGCGUCGACAGGCAUCAGUGAUAAGGGCCACUCAGAACUCGGACGAGAAGAAACUGAUCUUCCAGGUGGAGAGAUUCAAUAUCCCCAAGGAUGUGACCAUCAAGAGGGCUGAGAGGAGGCUGUUCCACUUUGAUGAGAAGCAGGCCCCCAGCAUGUGGGCCGUCGUCGUGGAUACCAGAAUCAACCUCGGCCAGAAGACCGUCACUUUCCGGUCGGCAGUUCAGGUUCAAAACCACCUGCCAGUUCCCGUGGAUAUCUACAACAAGGAUGCGAGUAAUGGAACCAAGCUGAUAUCCCAUAUCCAGCCUGGUGCCCUCUACAGUGUACCCCUGUAUGCCGUCUAUGAGUCAACGGGGCAGUUCAUGUUUAGGCCCAUGAAGGACGGGUGUGUAGAGAUGAGUGAACCAAUCAGCUGGAAAGGGGCAGAGAACCUGGGACUGAAGAUGCUGACCUGCCGUGGGGACGCAGUCCACCAGCCUUUCUAUAUCAGGGUUCGUGCAGAGAUUGAGGAGGUCUAUUAUCAGGAUGGCGACACUUUGUCUGCUAAGUCCACUAUCUUCCACCUACACCCGACAGUGAUCUUCCACAAUCUACUGCCCUAUGAUGUAAAAUUCAUGCUUGAGGGCACUGCAGACGAGAUGUUGCUUCAGAAAGGCUGCAAUAUCCCUCUGGACCAUGCUUGCUUGAGGAAAACCAACAUUGAGGUCAUGAUCAUAAACUAUCAGGGUAGUGAGUGGAAUGGCCGUCGACUGCUGGACUUUGACAUCCCUGAACUCUCAGUGUGGAACUUUGACGGUUACCAAGGGAAAAAGAAAGUAACCAUGGACCUGGGUCUUCAUUUCAAGAAGACGAGUGGUUCAAUCCAGGUGUCCCUGUUCAGUCCAUACUGGAUGAUCAAUAAGACUGGGGUCAUGUUGAGAUACAAGGCAGGUGAUGACGACCCCAUGGAACAUCCGCCAGAGAUCAAGGACAUUGUCAUGUUCUCAUUUAAAAAAAGUUCCCUGUUCAACAAGAAAAAGAGAAGGAGAGAGCGGGAGUUCCGUCCCCGUUUGGAGGUUGCCGGGGUUCGCGAUAUAGACUUUGUUAGUCGGUAUCGGGUGAACCGAACCACCGCGCAACAACUGGUUGAGCUUUUGGGGCAGGAUCUUGCCAGAUCUGAUCGGGGCGGAAAAACCAUUUUGCCGGAGACCAAGCCCCAUCAGUGUGCGGCCUUGUUUGUAGCGUCCUGCCGGCUGCACAAUCUGCUGAUGGCCAAUGGGGAGAAACAAGAAGUGGAUGCCGAUGUCAGUGAGGAUGAUGACAACUAUGAUGACCCUGUUGAAGUUACAGCCCUUACACAAGGAAGAUACAGGUGGAGACACGACAAGGUCCUCCAAGAACUGGCAGACAUAGUGGAAAGGGAGAGGCGUAAGAAGAGGACUGUGAAAGAGACCGGGAAGAUGCAGUUUGUAAAGGAAGGGGAAACCAUCAAGAAGCAGCAGACGCAAGCAGCAUCGAUCCUAGAUCGUGCGCAGUCAUGGGAGAUGGUUGUUGACCUGAAACGAAGGCUGGUUUUCCCAAGUGUAGUCCAGACAACACAACGCCCCAACAUGGUGAUCUGGUCGGCAAAGGACAAGUGUCUGGUGAUGGUUGAACUCACAGUUCCUUGGGAGUCGCGCUGUGAUGAGGCGAUGGAGAGAAAAACAGCAAAAUAUGCUGAUCUGCAGAGGGAAUGCAAGGAGAAGGGGUGGCACACGUGGCUAUUCCCAGUGGAGGAAAGACUGGAUGACAACCGAGAAAAAAACGGUGACGCUGGAAAGACAGAUGGCCACCAGGAAAGCCUGGGAAGGGCACGACGGGUUGGCAGCCCGGAAUGCAGUUCCUGGCAGGAGGAGGACGACCAUGACCCUCUUCUUGAUCUGCUUCCCCCACUGGACGAUGACACUCCAGCACAUGCAGAACCAGCACCACAAGUACAAACAGCUCCGGGAGAUGAUGAGAAGAGGCGCCUGCGGAAAGCAUGGCCCAAGACGACAGACCGGCGAGCGUGGCAGGAGCUAGAUCGAGACGUCUCCGCUGUACUGGAAACAACCCUCCAGGGUCCAGUUGACCGAAAGAUAAGAGCAAUGACGGGCCUCAUCUAUACUGUAAGCAAAGAGAGGUUUGGCUUGGCGGAGAAGAAACCAGAAAAGCCAGCCCCAAUCAUAAGCAGAAGACAGAGGCUAAUCAAACAGACCAGAAAGGAGCUUACAAGUGUAAAGAGGCAGUAUAGAAAAGCCAAGGAAGAAGAGAAAGUAGGACUCCAACAGUUACGAAGCACUUUACGAGAGAAACUGAGCACUCUCAACAAGGCUGAGCAAACAAGACAGAGGAAAAGGAAGAGGGAGAGACAGAGAGCUAGAUUCAUCCAGAAUCCAUACCAGUUCUCCAAAGACAUCCUUGACAACGAACGAUUAGGAACAGUAGAGAACAGUAUGGAGGACAUAGAACAGCACUUACGCAAUGUCCACAGUGAUCCUUCACGGGAGGUUCCACUGGGUGAAUGUUCAAGGCUAGAGCCAGAAGACCCACCAGAAACUCCUUUGGACACAAAGGAGCCAUCAUUGUCUGAGGUACAGCACGUGGUGAAGAAAGCGAGGACAGGCUCAGCCCCAGGCCCGAAUGGCAUUCCUUAUCGUGUCUAUAGGAUGUGCCCAGGCAUACUUCGGAAACUAUGGACCCUACUUAGAGUUAUUUGGAGAAAGGGCAAAAUCCCGGAUUGCUGGAAGAGAGCGGAGGGAAUAUUCGCCCCAAAGGAGAAGGACUCGAAGGAUAUUGGUCAGUUCCGGACCAUUUCUCUGCUCAUCGUAGAGGGGAAGAUAUUCUUUGUAGUCCUAGCCAAGCGACAGACAACGUUGCUUACUGACAACAACUACGUUGAUACGUCAAUUCAGAAGGGUGGAGUUCCCGGAUUUUCAGGAUGCGUCGAGCAUACCAGUGUGCUCAGCCAAGUGAUUCGAGGCAUUAAGCUACGCUUUGCUGUGGGAGACAAGACAACAGCAUGGCAAAGCUUUGAGAAAGGCAUUGUCACAGGAUGCACAAUAUCUGUGGUCCUGUUUGUGAUGGGUAUGAACCUCAUCAUCAAUGCGGCGAAGAGAGAGACACGUGGUCCAAAAGCAGCAACAGGAAUCUACCUACAUCCAGUUAAGGGAUUCAUGGAUGACCUCACUCUGACAGCAAAGACCCACAUUCAAGCAAGAUGGACAGAAAAACGCAUCAAGAACCAGCUCACUGAAGGGCUGAAGCAGAUUGACAGAAGUGGACUACCUGGCAAAUUCAAGGUCUGGUUAUUCCAGAAUGGACUUCUCCCACGACUGAUGUGGCCACUGAUGCUUUAUGAGGUGGCAACAACAGUGGUGGAGGGACUGGAGAGAACCAUUAGUAGGCAUUUGCGAAAGUGGCUUGGCGUACCACCCAGCUUCAGCAACAUUGGGCUCUAUGGACGAUCAAAUCAACUACAGCUCCCAUUGAGUUCGUUGGUGGAGGAGUACAAGGUGGCAAAGGCCAGACUUGUCAUGACGCUGAAGGAUUCAAGGGAUGACAUGGUCCGAAGAGCAGGUGUUGAGACCAGGACGGGAAGAAAGUGGUCCGCUAGCCAGGCUGUAGCGCAAGCCGAGAGCCGCCUGCGACACAAAGACAUUGUGGGAACAACGGCAGUGGGAACACAAGGUCUGGGCGCUGCGGAGUCGAGGAGCUGGAAGAAGGCGGACAGUAGGACAAGGAGGGAGAUGGUCCAGGCAAAGGUACGUCUGGCCGAAGAAGAAGAUCGAGGCAUAAGGGCAGUGGCAAUGGGGUGCCAGGGUGCUUGGACAAAGUGGCAGACUACAGGAAAGAAGAUGACAUGGGCGGAUAUUUGGCGUAGCGAACCUCUGCGCAUCAGUUUCCUGCUCAGGUCAGUCUACGACCUGCUACCUUCACCAGCAAACCUUCACAGAUGGGGAAAACGUGACGACCCAACCUGCCAACUUUGCGGAAAGAAAGGCACGCUAGAACAUACACUAUCAUCUUGCCAGACAGCCCUUACACAAGGAAGAUACAGGUGGAGACACGACAAGGUCCUCCAAGAACUGGCAGACAUAGUGGAAAGGGAGAGGCGUAAGAAGAGGACUGUGAAAGAGACCGGGAAGAUGCAGUUUGUAAAGGAAGGGGAAACCAUCAAGAAGCAGCAGACGCAAGCAGCAUCGAUCCUAGAUCGUGCGCAGUCAUGGGAGAUGGUUGUUGACCUGAAACGAAGGCUGGUUUUCCCAAGUGUAGUCCAGACAACACAACGCCCCGACAUGGUGAUCUGGUCGGCAAAGGACAAGUGUCUGGUAGCCAGUCGUUACUCCACAUGGAUGUCACUCCCCAGGAACAUGCAGUUUGAUUUGAUUACAAGUGAAAAAAUGAAACAAAGUGGAAAAGCCUGCCUUUGUAUUGGAGAAGGGGAUUGGUCAGAUAAGUUCUCACUGGAUGUGGUUGGGAGUUCUGGCACAGUGCAGAGUAAAAAUAGGAACAGAGUCUGGGAGGUUGGUGUUAACAUUGUUCUCUCGAGCUCGGGCCUGUCCAAGGUGGUGACCUUCACGCCCUACUACAUGCUGGUGAACACCUCGCCCUAUGACAUGAUUUGCAAGGAACUGACCACAGAUAGCAGCUGGAUUCAAGUCCCUUCUAAACAGUGUGUUGCUAUGUGGCCACUGCAAUCCGGCAAGGAGAUGAUGAUGCAGGCUGCCAUAAAGGACUCUGAGGUCUCCACCAACCCCUUCGUCUUCAACAUGGCUCACACCACCCUGCUCAGGCUGAACAACCAGUAUGGAGGCAUCAAUGUUGAGUGCCAGGAGACGGAGAGUGCCAUGGUUACAACCUUGACGCACUAUAAGGAUGGCAUGGCAACCGUGCACAUUAUCAACCACACAGACCUAUGUGUCAUUGAGUUCUACCAGAGUUCUGUCAAGAACGUACAGAAGAUUGCUGGUGGUACCGCCGGCUUGUACACUUGGGAAGAUGCCAAUGGUAAAAGGGAACUGGUCUGGAGCUGUGGAGAAAAGAAGGAAAUGAAAAACGACCUCACUCAGGACGGUAUAGGUGAGUUCUUCUACGACCCUGACAUCAAGGUUUACUGGGUCUCAUUCCUCUCAGGCAUGCAGCGGGUGUUACUCUUCACUCACGACCUUGCCCUAGCAACUGUUGCCCAGGAGGCAGGAGAACUGGAGAGACUGGAACAGGAGAUUACUGUCAGUAUACAGGACAUAGGACUAUCUCUGGUGAACAACUUCACACAGAGAGAGGUGUCCUACCUGGGCAUUACAAGUUCGGGGAUCAUCUGGGAGGAGAAGAGGAAGCGGUUCAAGGCUCUCAACAUUAAGACCACUGCGGCCCUGGAGAUGGCCUAUCAGAAGUGGGACACUGAGAAACUGGCGGGUAGAAUACAGCCUGAGAGACUCACCAUUGACAAAAUGGAGGUAAGAUUUGUGGAAAUUAGUGUACUGAUGGAUAACCAGGUGGCUGGAGCUGUGUUCCCAACAAUCCUGUCCCCCAUGCCUCCACCCAAAUCAGUAGCUGCAGAUAGUGUUCCGAAGCCUUUCACAGAAGUCAGCAUGACGUUGAGGAAACAUGAGCACAGCAAAGUUUCACAGAUGAAGUAUUUUAAGGUGCUAGUUCAGGAGAUGCAGGUAAAGGUAGACCAGGGCUUCCUCAAUAAUCUACUGGAGAUGUUCUCAGCAGACCAGGACGUUACCAGUGAGCAACAGAAACAGCUGUUAGAUGAGGACAUAGAGAAGACCCGACAGGACCUGAUCACCACCAUGCGUCUGUCCCUGGCCAGUGAGCAGAAAAUGUUCUACGACCAUCUACAUUUAUCUCCUAUCAAGGUUCACCUCAGUUUCUCCCUACAAGGGGGAGGUGGUGAUGGGAAGCCCACACAGUUCAGCUCCAAUGUGAUCAACGUGUUCCUGCAGAGUGUCGGUGUCGUGCUCACAGACAUACAGGACGUCGUCUUCAAACUUGGGUACUUCCAGCGUGAGCACAUGUUCUACAACAACAAGCAGCUCACUAGAGAGAUUACCGGCCACUAUGCUGGGCAGGCCUUCAAGCAGAUGUACGUGCUGGUGCUGGGUCUGGACGUGCUGGGAAACCCCUUCGGACUGCUGAGAGGCAUGGCAGAGGGUAUGCAGGACCUCUUCUAUGAACCGUACCAGGGUGCCAUUCAAGGAGAUGAAUUUGCAGAAGGCAUGAUGUUGGGAGUGAAGAGUCUGUUUGGACACUCCGUCGGAGGGGCAGCUGGGGCUGUGUCAAGGAUCACAGGGACCCUGGGCAAGGGGAUCGCAGCCCUCACAUUGGACGAUGAGUACCAGAAGAAGCGUAGAGAGGCUCUGAAUAAGAGACCAGCCAAUGUGGGCGAGGGAUUUGCACGUGGUGGCAAGGGUCUUGUCAUGGGCGUGUUUGAUGGUGUCACAGGCAUUGUCCGGAAGCCCAUCGAGGGGGCAAAGAAGGAAGGGGUGGAGGGGUUCUUCAAGGGGGUCGGCAAGGGGCUGUUUGGCGUUGUAACAAGGCCCACUAGCGGGGUCAUUGACUUUGCCAGCAGCUCAUUUGAGGGCAUUAAAAGAAUAGCCGAUAACGUUGGGGAGAUCUACAGACUGCGAGCCCCAAGGAGAUUCUAUAAAGACGGAAUUAUCCGCCCCUACAACAGACAGGAAGCAGAAGGCUGCGCUGUGCUCAUGGAGACAGAGAAGGGCCGUUACCUCAUUGAAGACUACGUGGCCCAUGUUGUGGUAACCAAGGACGACAAGAAUGUCUUCCUGGUCACCAACAAGCGCCUAUUGUUCGCUAGUCGUGGGGAGAUAUUCGGCUCCUGGAACUGCGAGUUCACAUACAUCUGGGCAGAGCUCAAGGACAAACCCAAGGUCACAACCAAGGGCAUAGAGGUCACAUUGAAGGAGAAGGAGAAGCGGGGGCUGUUCGGGUCCUCCACCUGGAAAAAGGAGAUUCAUGUAGCUGACCUUAAACUUGCUGAGUGGAUGGUAGGAAAAAUAUCUGAAGCCUGGGACGCAAACAACUAGUUACCUGGGGUCGACAUAGAAACAACAAGUCACCUGGGGUCGACAUAGAAACAAAUAGUCACCCAGGGUUGACAUAGAAACAUUGAGCGUUGAGCGUGUAAAGAAAAUAUGCACACUCUGAGAAGUGUGAAAUACUUCCCUUGAAAACAUAUGAAGAAACAUUGUAAGAAAAUGAUCGUAAGAAAAUGGUCGAAAUUCGAAAAGCAUAUAAUGAAAUUGUAUGAUUAUUGUUGCCAUGGAAACAUGGCAUGCUGAAAACUGUUGAGGUAGAACUUUGAAUUUGAUCGAUACAUCUUUCAAUCAUAUGAACAUGACAGACUUGUGUUUACGUUAACAUCAAAUUUUAUUAUUUAUUUAUUAUGAUAUUUGUGUUUUCUGAUUUACUUUAAUAUUUUCUAUGCUCAUGAGUAAGUGUAAAAUGUUUGUUUUGUAAGUUUAACAGUUUUUUUUUUAUUGAUUUUUGAACAAAAUUGAAGCAAAUUAUAAAAGAAGGUAUUUGUAAAAUAAAUAAACACAAUCUUUAAAAGUACAAAAUGACAAAAAUUAUUUUAGAAAAUUAUUACAUAAAAUUGUGUAAUGUAGAUAUCAUUCUUUAGUCAAAAGAAUGUAUGGAUGUUGUCAUUAGUUUAUUUUAUAGUGUUUAGUUCAUUUUAAAACAAAAUGUUGAAUACUUGUGAAGUUUGGUUUACACGUGCUUACAAAUAUAUAUAAUUGUAAAUUAAAAUAUACUCGUAUGGAAUGAAGUUCUCUAGUAAUUUGAUUGUGUUGUUUUUUAUUGCCUACCACAUUUGCAUUUGCUCAACUAAAUACUUUAUUGUUCUGUAAGUAUUUCUUUUUUUUCUAUGACAGUAUGCCUAUAAGUGACAACAUAAUAAAAACAAAUAUUGAUAAUGGAUAAUAAAAUAAAUGUAAAUAAAAAAUGUAAUCAUCAAUAUAUAAAAGUGCCAUUAAUUCAGAAUAGUGUGAACAAUAAGUAAUUAAUCAUUAAUUAUAUCCUGUUGGAUACAUUAUUGCAAGAUUUUGAAAAACAGAACACACAUUUGAAAUUUAAUGUACAUUAAUUAAUGCCAUGUUUGGUGUUAUUAUGGUUAUCGUUUAUUCUUUGUUUCAAACAUUUUCCACAAUCUGCUCAAUUGAUGAUAUCAUGCUAACUGACGGCUUUAAUAAGAUUUAUAUUAUAAUGGAUUUGUAGCAAAUAUUUUGUUUCUGCUUUAUGGUACAUUAUGUGCUCAUUCAUAAAUAUAUCCAUUACCUCCAGCAGAUAUUUUGUUUGUGUAUGUUGGUAUGUUACACGUUCAUUCAUGUUUAAUUAAUUUUUAUCUUGCUGUUUAAAAAAACAUGAACAUCAGUUGGUCUGUUGUCAAGCUUUUUACUUUUAAGUAAAUACAAAUAAAGCUUUUUGCUUUAAAGUAAAUACAAAAUAAAGCUUAAAUCUUUUUAGUGCCUAGUCAUAAUUACCAUGUACAAAAUGUUAGUGCUGAUUGACAGACAAUAAUUUUUGUACUGGUUGACUGAAAAUAAUGCCAGUACUGGCUAACUGACAAUAAUUUUCAAAAUCUGACAAACAUACCAGUUCCAAAAGCAUUUGACAAAAGUCAAUGUAUCUUUGAUACUUCAAUUCAAUAUACUGAUACAUACGCACAACUAAACAUAAGAUUUUUAAUGUAUUGUUCAGAAAUUUAGUCUAGUAGUUAUAGUGUUUGCGUAUGUGACCAUGUUUCUAAAUGACGGAGAAACAACUUUGCCUUGAAAUGCCUUGUAGAACUAUAUUUUAUCAAACAAAAAUUUAUUACAAUGCUAAGUUGAGUGUUUCAUUACUUUGGGGUGAUUAAGUUUAAAAUUAGAAUGUAGAAAUAGAUGUGUAGUUUUACAUGAAUAUGCAUUACAUUUUUGUUGAUGAGUAGCUAUUUGCCUGUCAAUAAAUACUAAACAAACUGAUGCUGAUGAUUAGGGAUUUGUGUAACAUUAUACAAGUUUAUGUUUUUAAAUAAAGAUCAUUUUUUACUUCCUCUGCAUAAGUUUUCGUGCAAAAUUGUCAUGUUGUUUUUUAUUUAUUUGUAGAAAUUCUUUUAUUUGUAUUCUUCCAUAUUUAAUUCCCUGUACAUGUAUUCAUGCAAUAGUUGUUUUGUUUAUUCUGCUGAAACAAGUGCUUUGUUAUAUUUAUGGGCUAAAAGGGUAGUCAAACCUGUCUAAUCAACUUCACAUUGUGUAAAUUAAUGGUACAAACCUGUAGUCUCUAACAUAAGGAGAGAUGAUCUUAUCUUCAACAAAUAUGAAUUGACUGAAUAAACACAUGUUAAAGCAGUCCUUCAUUUAAAUAAUUGCUUUAACUUGUUGCUUCGGUUUAAAAAAAUACUUGAAAAUUUGAAAAGUCCAUUUUUACUGAAAAAUUUUACAAUUUAUUGUUAUACUCAAGCCAUCUUCCGAAUAUUUGAGUAAUGGGCUUAUUUUCAUAAAGCUCCAUACGGGAAAUCUUAACUUGAGUUACUGGAAAGAUUACAUUUCCGAAUUCAUUUACUUUGUGAAAUUAAUUGUCUUAUGCUUACAAAAUGAUGAAAACUUCAAAAUUGCAUGCGUUCUUACUUGCUUUAAAAAUUUUAAUGUACUUGACAGAGACUGAAAGAAUUUAAUGAAUGUAAGGAAUUUACUUAAGUUUUCCAUACGAGUCAUUGUGAAUACCAGCCCAUUACAAAGAAGUGCUGUUCCGACUAAUGCAAUAAAUGUUUGAUAUAUAUGUACAAUAUAUGCAUUGAAUGGGAUGGAUUUGUAAUUCUAUCACAAGAAAACAUGACUUCCAAAAGCAUAAAAUAUUGUUCACUAUUUCCAUAAAAAAUGUAUCACUUAUGAUAAACAGUAUAAUAUUUAAUAAUCUCUUUGCAUAUUAAAACCAUCAACUUAAGUAAUUUUCUUAAUUGAAAGGAUUUCCUUAUGCUUUCCCUAAAAAUUGUUGAAAAAAAGAGGCUCUGAAUAAACCACUAGCCGAAAUCCUAAUGCUUUCAUAAAGACCUACAUGUAUUUAAGCUGGACUUUAUAAACUAUUUCUGAUUGGCCACAUUUCACCAACCUACUUGCGGUCAGGCUUACAGUUCUGGUAAAUACUGUCUGGGUAUUUUUUCUUAAAUCUCCCAACAGAAAUCAUGACUUAGUCAAGUGACAUUUUCAACUGAGAUUUUCAGAUGCCAAAAACAGUUAUUUCAGCUUAUGAUCAAGUGAAAUUAAACCUCAGUGCAAUUUUCACAAGUUGACACUAUUAGUAAAUGCAAAUGACCUACACAUCAGGAAAUUAGGGAAGUUAUCAAUUUAAGUAAUCAAAGAUGAACCCAUAAACAUCGUAUUUGUUUGCUUUUUAGAAAGAUACAUUAUGGAAAAAAUACAAUAUUGUUGUAAUAGAUCAUUUUACUCAAAACUAAUGUAUUCCUCUAUUAUUUAGUCAUUCAUGAACAGCGUUGAUAAUUUAUUGGUAAUACAUAGAUUGUUUGGGAUAUUAUGAAGCGCAUUGUGGGUUACAUUUAAAUGUAACAAACCAACGAGUAUUUUGAAUUUCUUGAGAUUCUGAUUAAAAAAGAGAGGAUCUUGUAAAGUUGUUGCUAGUUCAUCAUUUAAGCAGAUGCUUGUUGUCAAUGCUCAAUAUUGUUUCAGAUCACGUCCUAUAUGAAUUUCUUAUCUGCCAUAAUAAUACUGCUGGUAAUUGUAGAUGCUCACCACAUGUAGUAAAAUACGUAAUAAAUAGGAAUAUAGCACUUUGUGUAGUGUGUAUAGUUCCCUAAAUCUUGUGUAGGUUUUGAACUGUUUAUUUUUUAGUGUUAGCUCAAGUAAAAUAACCAGGGACUUGAGGGUCCCUGCAAUAUUUGCUGUGUUUUGUUGUACUGCUUUAUCUUUCUAUUUAUCCCUUUGUUGUUGUUUUGUUGGCAAGCUUUUUUUGUUAAUGAUUAUGUUCAGCAAUUCCAAUAAACAUGCUUCUUAAAAUCUUA